Xenopus laevis (African clawed frog) is the source of this 6018-nucleotide messenger RNA. RefSeq names its product testis and ovary specific PAZ domain containing 1 S homeolog (gene topaz1.S). The record is from RefSeq and is a predicted model, not a curated record. The transcript is spliced from 23 exons. Bases 1392 to 5633 code for a protein of 1413 amino acids. NCBI's taxonomy places the organism in Eukaryota, Metazoa, Chordata, Amphibia, Anura, Pipidae. Gene Ontology annotation, biological process: spermatocyte division. Gene Ontology annotation, cellular component: cytosol.
GGCUUUGCCUACGGUGAGGCCCAGGAAAGUCUGGAAAUGGACGCUGCGCUGGAGCAGGGAGCUGGAGUUGGAGUAUCUGCGGGAAGCUGUAGAGCUGCAACAAAGGCAACCUCAAAAGUCAGUGCUGAGACUGCUGGAAAAGGCAGUAUGGAGUCUGGUGAACAGAAAAUGGCCGCUGAUGCUGAGGAGCCAGGUUGCUACAUUGCACUGGAAGUGGCUGAGAGUGCUCUCAGAGACAGCAUGGAGUUAAAGCAUUCUCCGAUGGAGGCAAGAAAUAAGAGGCCGGUGAAAGAGGGGAUAGUCGGAGCAGAGACUGUGCUACCAGGUGAGGGGGAGGCUGAAGUAGAGACUGCAGUGACCAGUAAUGGAGGGAUUGUGAUACAAACUGCAUUGCAAGGUGCUGGUGAUACUGGUGCAGAGACUAUAAAUAAAGGCAAAGCUGGAGCAGAGACUGUUAUAGAAUAUGAGAAGAUCAUUACAUCUCUAAGAGACAUAAAAUGUUUGGAGGGUAAACAGAUUUCUCUGACUAAAGGUAUUGACUCUCUGAUUCAACAGCUGAACCUGCUAACUGGGGAAAGCAGAGCCAAGGCUAUAAGGGAAUUGGCUUUUGUAAACAAGGAGUUGGAGGAGACUGACCUGCAAAUAAAAGACAUUUUAGACUAUACUGAGCCAUGGAAAGAACUCUAUGAUAAUAAAAAACGCUUUGAGGAGAUGCGGGAGGGUGGAAGAAAUGUUGCAUCUGUGAGAAUAAUGAAAGUUAUAGAGCUGCUAAAGAAAAAUGUUUCAAUGCAAAGUUCUCAUGCAAAUAGUUCUGUUUCUGUGGGUCAGUGUACAGGCUCAGGUGUGCUGAAUAAUCCACUAAAUGGCAGGGGGAGGGGCAGCUGGGAGUGAGUGGCAGCUGGGAGUGAGUGGCUGCAGGCAGGAGAGUGAGCAGCAAGGUGUUUCUCUGCCUGGGGGUCUCCGUGCAACUGCUCCAGAUUGGAUUUUCUUGAGCUUAUGGUUGAUGCACAAAGCAAUGAAGUCAAGUCAGUGCCAGAAGAGCAAACACAUAGAUAUAAAGAUUCAUUAAAGAGAAUCAAAAGAACCAGGACCCCUACAACUUUCUGCCUUUUGGAACUGGGCCCAGAAAGGGCAUUGGAAUGAGAUUUGCCUUAGUAAAUAUGAAACUGGCUCUCACCCUCUUGUUGCAGAAUUGCAGAUUUGAAACACGUAAAGACACUCUAGAGUGAGAAUCAGCGUUUGAAUGACAACUCUAAUACACCACUGGACAGCCAAAACUCUGUGGAUUCCAUUGUUGUGUUUCAGAGCAAAGGAGGAAACAACAGAGUACACAGCAGAAAGCUUUAUGUUCUACGCACAACUGUUAUCUCACUAUUACAGAUCAAUCGCACAUGGUAAAUGGAAUAAAGUGCAUGCAAAAUCCAUUGCUUGAAGGAGCAAAAAAUACAGAAAGUAAAUGUUCAUAUAGUUGUUCCCAGUCUUUAACAUUUCUAAAUCCUGUAGUAAAAUUACAUAACUGCAGCAACAUGAAGAGGCUUAUACGUUGCACAAAUCUGAGGGUAAGCAGUACCAAAACUGAGAAUACAUGUCCUUCAGCAACAGUAAAAGAACUUGAUCUUCAGAAACAAUUACCAUGUCCUGUUAACACUGUAAAUUCAAUUGUCAGUACAGAUUCUACUAUUGAAGGUAAUAAUUCCAAAAAACUGCAAUCUAUUACCAAUGGAUUGGCAAAUAGGAAAAUUAAAAGAAUAUUAAAGGUAAAGUGGGACUUUGGAAAAAAAACAAAGAAUUCUACAACAUGCCCUAAUGAACAUACCCAAGCUGAUUCUGCAGCGUCUGUCAAACAGAAAACUGAAGACUUAAAGCAUAGUUCUAAUUGUUCAAUCAACACAGAACCAUCAGAUCCUUGCAUUGGUACCUUGGAAAGGAAUAUUGAGGAGAUGAACAAUAAUAAAAGUGACUCUGUAAAUUGGAAUAUGAUGGAAACUCUUUAUGAUCAAAGCACAAGUCAAAACAAAAAUGAAAGUUAUGUUUGCCCUCCAGAAGUAUGCAGGACUACACAAUUACCACUUAUUGUAUCAAAGUAUAAAAGAAAUGAUAGGGAAUCCCUUGACUUGGAGUGUUCCGCACUUAUCAGAACGUCUGUAAAUGAGCCAGUGGUUGGUGGAUUUUCAGAAGAAGAUGUUAACUUUGUAAAUAAUCAUAUAAAUGAGAAUGUGGAGGAAUGCAAAACCUGUUCCUGUCAGAGAACUAUUCCGUUUACUGGAAAAACCAUAUGGAAAUGUUCUUGUGCAAGGACGUGUGUAUGGGCUUUCCCAAGGAAAAGAGCUUCUCCUUUAACAAGUACAGAUAUACUUGGACUUGACUCAGAAUGGUCUCUUACCCCUUAUCCCAGUGAUAUAAAUACUUUAUUUCAGAGUAAUGAAGCAGAAACAUUGCAGAGUAUAAUUGAUGAUACUGACAGUGAAGGGAUAUGUAAAAAACCAAAGUUAGAUUUUAUAUCAGAAAAAAACACUCUUGAUAUUAAAGGUAUUAAUAAUGAAGGGUUACCUCGCCAUCAUUCAGAAACUCCUGAACUACCAAAUACUGUAAUUGAGGAGGUAUUUAACAUCACUGAAAAUAUGCACUCGCUAGAUGAAGAAAACAUCUAUGAAAAUUUCGAUAGUUGGACAUGUAGUUCAACUAGUAUUCAAAAUACCAUUAAUAUUCUUACUCAACCACUUCUUGAUGAUGAAAAUGUUACCAGUUUAUCUUCUGCCACUUUUUCUGAAAUGGAACCUUUUUUACAAACAUUUGAUGACAUGGCACCGAGCAGUUCUUUUGAAAACUCUGAACCAAGUGUUUAUUCCAGUGCCAGCUCCAUGGAGCCUGAGUGUUUUCUCCUGUCAGAGACUGUGCAAAAAAGUAUACAUGUGUCUCCAAUACAUGAAUGUUUAGACAAUGAAAAAGAAAACCAUAAUGAUGAGGAAGAGUUAUCCUUUUUUGAUUGUAUGCAUGAAACUGCAAACGAUAACACUUGUCUAAGUGAGGAACAUUCCACCAAACAGCUUGAUAAUAUUGUUGACCCAUUAGAUGAUUCAAAUUCAAGUGAUUUGGCAUUAACGCGUGUCAAAUCUCCAAAGAAAAGCAAGCUCAUGGAAUUCAGAAGUAAUUCAGAUGUGAUGAAAGCUUAUGAAGAUGAUGUGCUGUUUAUAGAUGUUAUUCCAGAUGAUCCAGAUCUUUUUGGGAAUCUUAAAGAACCUUAUAAAAGUCCAGCUUAUAAUGCUGACAACAGUGAAACCAAUAAACAGAAUUAUCUGAGUGCAUUAAUGUGUAAUCUACUGGAACAGGAGAACGCACAAAUCAUUGAAAGCAAAAAUGAUGUCAUUACUGAGAAAAAUCAAGAAGAAAGAAGUACAUGUUUUGCGGAAGUAAUCACUGAUCAAGAAGUUAAAAAUGACCCACUGAUCAAACAUAACACUUUGGAAGAGAACAGUGAAGAUUUUUAUGAUGGUGAACAGUCUGAUUCUGAGGAGUUCAGAGAUCAUCUUGGCAUAGAUAGAGAGGUAAAAUAUGCUGAAAAGAAUUCAUCUGAAAGUGGAAGCAGCCUGAGUUUUGAGUCCUCGUCCAAGGAUGCCUCUCCAGGAUCAUCUCGUUCCCACAGCCGUCUCUGGAGAAGAGAUCCCUCACAUACCUUUAAGCCUCUGCAUUGGAUGAAUGAUUUCAGAUACUCUGGCAAACACAUUGUAAUGGCGGAUGUGCUUACUUCGGAUCAGAAAGGACCGUGGAAUCUAGAUGAUGCCUUUUACGAUUGUAAACCUAUACAGAAAACCCUCUUGCCUGUUUGGUACUGCAAAUAUUUUUUUAACACUUUCCGUGGAUGCAUGAAACCGAAUUGCUUGUACCAGCAUGUACCAUACCAAAGAGAUGAAAAGGUGUGCAUGGAAGUGAUUCAAAAACUUUUGAAUGAAAAUCACACAUCAUUAUUGAAACGUGCUGUUUGGAUAUUUACUAACUACUAUAGAAAGUAUGUUCCUGGUGUUCAUUACAACUGUAAUCUACUGACCAAAAUCCUCCACGCCUUAUAUGUUCGUCAAAUAUGGGGAGAUGUAUUUCAUUUGUUGGAAACGGGAGCGAAUGUCAAUAUAUUGCCCACCUCUGACAUGCUCAUCAAGUUAUUUGAAAAUAUUGCCAAUGCAGGAUUAACAACAGCAGUACCGAGUUUAAUGGAUGUAUUCUGCAAGCUUGUGGAAGCUGGAAUGAUGCUGAAGCCAGAGGAAAUUAACGUGUUAAUAACAGCAAUGAACCAUCUCCAGGCAUCGAAAAAUUACAUCAGCAUAAUAUUAGACAUAAAAACAAGAUUUGAUAUGCAACAUUCAAAAAAGAACUGGCUGUGUAACUUGAAAAUAGCAGUUGCAGAAGUUGGGCAUUGUAAAGAAAAAAAUGAUUGGAAGAAACUGGGAACAUUGUAUCUUAAUCUAUGUAAAGGUUGCGAGAAUGUGACCGACCUUAAAAAGUUUUCUAUUUGCAUUGUGGGGGCACUUCAGAAAGAGACAAAGGAUGAUAAAUCUGAAGUUCCAUAUUGGGACUUUGCAGACACAGUGUACAGAGAUGCCCAACUAAGUGAAAUUGACAAAAACAUUUUGGGAAGAAUAGGAAUCUCCAUCAUGUAUCACUAUUCCAGAAAUAAACAUUGGCAAAAGGGAAAGAAAGUUCUCCGAAAACUUCAGGAAAUGCAGAUUAAUUUCACAGUCCUCAAUGGACUCACAGGGGAUGAGAGUAAAGCUACGCGCUGUCAAGUUGUAAACACAGCUGUAGAGAUCUUCUUAAACUGUGAACACUUAAAUGAUGCACUGGCGGUUUUGCGAGAGUCAGAAUGGAUUAUUAACACACAAAUGUGGCCCUGUGAAAGGAUGGAUGUGCUGAAUCGCCAUAACCUGCUGUGUACAAUUGCAUAUGAAACGCUGAAUAAAAACAAGUUUGAUGUGUGUCUGGAGGUCCUUCAAAAUCUGCCAGGAUUGCAGUGCUCAUUGACGGAUGUGGAUGUCUCUCAGUACAGCUUGCUUUUUAGCAAACUUUUGGGAUCCUGCAUAGAAAAUAAUACACUUGGUGUAUCCUCAAAUGUGAUAGAUUUUAUGGUUGCAAAAAAAAUACCGGUUGACUUUUUCUUACUCAGAGCAUUAAUCACAUCCUUGGGACGAAGUUGUCUAUGGCUCCGAGCAAGAGAACUUUAUAAAUGUGCAAUAUCAUUGGGUUGCUACCCGCCCAUGGAAGGAAAUCUUUAUCGUAAAGUGCUUUUCAUCCCCUGUUUCCUUUCUGAGAUAGAGAUGUUAUUAUCCAUUGAAAUUUUCAUGGUAUCGAAUGCCAGCAGCAUUCAGUCACCAGGAGGCAGCAAUCAGAUUCUGCAAAUCAUCCUGAAAAGAUGUGAAGAAGAGCGAGUUCAGCAUAAAGAUUAUCCCAGAUGUAAAGAUGGCUAUCAAGAUGCAGUGAAUCGGCUGGUUCAGGCCACUAGGUUCUCAACACCAAGACUCUGCAUAAAGCAAAUGACUGUCAAUAAUGCAAACGAACAGGUUUACAUCCUUGACUAUACCUGCUCUCUCAAAUGGUUGCAUGAAAACAUGAAAUGGGCUGGGAAAGUAUGGCUUUUUCAGUAAAUUCUAGUUUAAGGAAAAAUCUAACUUGAUAUUAGUAGGGAUUAUCUUUCAUCAACUAUUUUUUUCCUAAAAUAAGUUCAAUUUGAGGGUAUAGGUUAAUAGUUUGUACACACACACAUAGUUCAAAUCUGCAUAUUUGUAUAUGAGUUGGAGAUACUUAUCCUUUUGUUUGAGCAUUACUUGUUGUCUGUAACAGAAGUAUAUGCUGUUUGUCAAAAUCUCUUGAUAAAUGCAAAUUGUGUGCCCUCCAAUUAACUUUCUGAUGAAGAUAAAACAAUUUGAAUAUAACCCCUUCUGAUCUGGGACAUUUUUCCUGUAAUAGAUGUAUCUUUGAGAAACAUCUUUGGCUCUUAAAAUAAUUGACAAUAAGUAAUAAAUAAUGUAA